Messenger RNA from Rana temporaria (common frog), 1828 nucleotides. It is a transcript of the gene HINT3, whose product is annotated as histidine triad nucleotide binding protein 3. Gene Ontology annotation, molecular function: catalytic activity. NCBI's taxonomy places the organism in Eukaryota, Metazoa, Chordata, Amphibia, Anura, Ranidae. The transcript has 5 exons. The coding region runs from base 94 to 561 and encodes 155 amino acids. The record is from RefSeq and is a predicted model, not a curated record.
GACAGGGGGUGGGCGGAGCCAGACACAAAGCGAAUCCCAGGCAGGGCGGAGGCUGAGCUGCAGCCGGUGUGUGUAAGGGGACUAGGGGACAGCAUGUCAGCCGAGGGCGAGGAGCAGAGCCCAGACAGCUAUGACAGCAGGUGUAUAUUCUGCAGGAUCUCCAACAACCAGGAGAGCGGCUCCGAGAUCCUCCAUUCUGAUGAGGAUCUGGUCUGCUUUAGAGACAUAAGACCCGGAGCGCCAUAUCAUUUUCUAGUGGUACCCAAGAAGCAUAUAGGGAACUGCAAAACCUUAACCAAUGAACAUGUACCACUAGUUAAGAAAAUGAUAGAAGUUGGGAAGAAUAUGCUACAGAGAAAUCAUGUCACAGAUUUGGAGGAUAUAAGGUUAGGCUUCCAUUGGCCUCCUUUCUGCUCGAUAGGCCAUUUGCAUCUACAUGUUCUGGCUCCAGCCAGCCAACUGGGAUUUCUUUCAAGAAUGAUUUACAGAAUCAAUUCUUAUUGGUUCAUCACGGCUGACCAGCUCCUGGAGCGCCUUCAAGCAAACACAACCACAAGCUGAAAUACCAUUUACUUCAUAUGCUAGGAUAUCAUUCCAGAUGGAUGAGUCCCACUGUGCCAGUCCAACUAAGAUAGAAUCUCACAAUCAUUUAUUAAUGAAUGAAUGGGGUGUGUUUAUUCUUUGAAAGCAAGCUCGGAAAUGGAUAAUACACUUUAUAUAACAUGCCCAUUAUUUUGUGGAGAAGCUGACGAAGAGGCAUAUGUAUUUUUCAGAAGGUCCUGUGAGGUCUAAUGCAUGUUAUUUAUUUUAUAACUUGUAUGUAUAUUUAGUAGGAUGCCUGUUAAUAGGAGUAUGGAUUACCAAAUAGCUGGUUCUUACAAUAUAGGAGGCACAGCAUCGAAUUCUUGCAGAUUGUGAAGUAAGCCCCUCAGCCUGGCAAUUUUUUAUUUAUUUUUUAUUUUUUUAACAGAAGGAAUUUUAUUAGAAGAAAAAAAGAGUACCAUUGUACAUGUGAAGAGCAGUAGACAGUACAUGAAAAUAGAAUAGAUCAACUAACAGAAAACAACUAGAUGAUCUGAUAGCCAGGAGGUACAUCAAGAGACAGAUUAAAUCAUAUAACAAAAAUAUGAAAUCUAGACUCGGGGCACGAAUGUAUACAUAUAUAUGUCAGGACUUCCUAGCCACCCACUCGACCUGGGGCAGCCUGGCAAUUUUAAUUCUGGAAGAUGCUGGAGACACCUUAUCAUGCAUAAAAUAUUGCAUUAUAGACUGUUUGUUUAAUCUUAAUACAAACUUCACUUCUGAUUAAAUAUCUUCCCAUCUGUUCCAGUGCUCAAUUACCUGGCAUCUAUUUCUAUCUUCAUGCUUUUUGGCUUUACCGAAUUUUGGUUCUGCUCAGUAGUGGGACGUUCCGGCCAUGCCUGCAACAUGGUAACGGUUCUCUACUUGGUAAUUGGGAGGCUUUCACACAGGGAUCACUACACUACACUACUAUUGACAUCGUUUGAUAAGCAGCCCCAAAAUGUACAACCUCAAAUCAUCCUGGUGCUUUUAGGCUGCUCAUCUGUAGUUUAAGGAUUCAACAAAUGUCCAUAAGGCUGCAGGAUUUCUUAUGAAGCCAUUUUAUAAGUCUUUCUAAUCUUCUAACAACCUUUUAACUCUGCCUUUCUCAUGGCAUUUUACAAUUAUCCUUUAUAUCUUCUGCUAUGGCUUACUGUAUAUUCUAUUCAGGUUUCUGUGAUAUCAAUACAACAUGUUACCCUCCAGCUAAUGAUUUCCUUUCUUGAUUUGUAAAUUAUAUUUGCCAUUAAAUAGUAAUUUAUUGUGC